This is a messenger RNA of Colletotrichum orchidophilum, 513 nucleotides long. RefSeq lists its product as uncharacterized. The transcript has 2 exons. The record is from RefSeq and is a predicted model, not a curated record. Lineage: Eukaryota; Fungi; Ascomycota; Sordariomycetes; Glomerellales; Glomerellaceae. The coding region runs from base 1 to 513 and encodes 170 amino acids.
AUGCACCACGGUGACCUGCGGGACGAGCUGUCACGGCUCGCAGCGGGGAACGCGGCGAAGCUGAGUAUUUCGGGACCACCGCCUACGGCUGUUGAGGGGUAUCAGGUUGUUGGUGUUGAUGUGGAGGAAGGGAAGGUGAGGUUGAAGGAUGGGCAGGAGUUUAUUGCCGAUGUGGUUGUUGGAUUGAUGGGUUUCUCAGGCGCAGAUGGCACCCAUUUACUUGUCCGAAAGGCCAUGGUCCGCGGGCUUUCUCACAUGGUUUUGCACGGCGCCUCACCUUAUCGAUUUACGUUUCCGCUUAAGAAGAUGAGGGACAUCUUUGGAGGAUACCCGGCGGUGAUAGACCCGUCCAGCGAUGCGUUCCUGAACAUGACGACCGCCGACGAGCCGUCACCCAAAAACUCCAUCCCAAAAAGACAUUUGCUCACAGCCAAUGGACACGUCGGUCCGGGCCGAGCUGGACCAGAUGAGGCUGAACUGGACGUUCAACGGGAUCCACGCGGCUUUAAGUAA